AUGCACUUCUUCAAGAAGAAACAAGUUUCCACUGUGCCGACAGUGGUCGUCACUGACACAAUACAACAAGAACUUGCUUCGCGUCCUGUUUCUGCACAGAGUAAAGUAUUAGUUGAAACAACCGUUGUUCCGGUGAAGAGAAGUUUCUGUCAACAAUGUUGUUCGAAAGAAAAUCUGAAAGAACAAGCUUUGUUAAUCGCAACGGUCACUGCUGUCGUACUUGGUAUCGUUGUUGGUAUUUCGCUGCGAGGUUUGAAAUGUCCCGGAGACGAACGAGUGAAUGGUUGUCGAAUCACUAAAGAAGAUAUUUCCUAUAUCGAAUUUCCUGGCAAAAUCUUUAUUGAUAUUCUUAAGAUGCUUAUCCUACCGCUGAUCGUGUCCAGUAUUAUCUCAGCUUUAGCUCAACUUGAUGCACAAUCAUCGGGGAAAAUGGGCGCUCGUGCUUUAGUAUAUUACCUGGGAACAACAUUGAUUGCUUCUAUAAUUGGUAUUAUUCUUGUAUUGAGCAUUCGACCGGGAACACGUGGAGCAACAGUGGACAUCAAACCUGAUGCAAAAUCAACUGAAGGACGAACUAUUGAUACUGUUUUGGAUUUGUUUAGAAAUCUUUUCCCGGAUAAUAUCAUGGAAGCGACAUUUCGUUCAUAUGCAACAAGUUUGACAAAGAACGUUACUUCAGUUGUCUUACCUGAUGGAACAACAUACAACAAAACAACUCUCAUUCCGAAAGUGGAAAAAAGGGAUGGCAUUAAUGUACUUGGUCUACUUCUCUUCUGUAUCAUAUUUGGUAUCAUUAUUAGCCGUCUGAAAAAGAAAACACUCAUAUUGAAACAAUUCUUUGAAGCACUACUCGAAGUUGUUAUGCAACUUGUACGUAUUGCAAUGUUGUAUGGUCCCAUCGGUAUCUUCUUUCUUAUUGCCGCCAAAAUGCUCGAAAUGGAUAACCUUGCUGAUUUCGUCGGUUCAUUGGGUCUCUAUAUGGUGACCGUCUUAGCUGGUUUAUUUAUACACGGUCUCAUCAUAUUGCCACUUCUAUUGUUCAUCAUAACACGAAUAAAUAGUUUCAAAUACAUACGUGGUAUGAGUCAAGCAUUAGUUACUGCUUUUGGAACAGCUAGUUCAUCAGCAACCUUGCCAGUGACUUAUCAAUGUGUUGAACUGAAAAAUCAUAUUGAUCCGCGUGUUUCGCGAUUUGUCUUACCACUCGGCGCAACAGUCAACAUGGACGGAACAGCAUUGUAUGAAGCAGUAGCAGCUAUCUAUAUUGCACAAUUGAAGGGUAUUCCAUUGAACGCGGUUAAGAUCAUUGUGACAAGUUUGACAUCAACGUUAGCAUCGGUUGGUGCGGCCAGUAUUCCUCAAGCAGGUCUUGUUACUAUGGUUAUUGUUCUCAAUGCGUUGGGUUUGCCUUCCGAUGAAGUUAAAACAAUCUAUGCAGUUGAUUGGCUUCUUGAUCGAUUCCGUACGACUAUUAAUGUCUUUGGUGAUUCCAUUGGCUGUGCGAUUGUACAACAUCUCUCACGUAAAGAACUUGCUGCACUUGACGAAAAGAAUGCGGCUGAAGAAAAUAAUAAAUCCGAUGCUGUUCUUCCUGCCUUCGUUGCUGAUACUACUACUACUACCGAACAAACAACUAGUUUAAUGUUGGUGUGA
Molecule: messenger RNA, 1653 nt
Organism: Adineta ricciae
Lineage: Eukaryota; Metazoa; Rotifera; Eurotatoria; Adinetida; Adinetidae
Source: the annotation of a GenBank genome assembly